This is a messenger RNA of Fonsecaea nubica, 672 nucleotides long. RefSeq lists its product as hypothetical. The record is from RefSeq and is a predicted model, not a curated record. The transcript has a single exon. Lineage: Eukaryota; Fungi; Ascomycota; Eurotiomycetes; Chaetothyriales; Herpotrichiellaceae. Gene Ontology annotation, molecular function: ATP binding; ATP hydrolysis activity. Bases 1 to 672 code for a protein of 223 amino acids.
AUGCCCGUCUCCGCUUCCAAAGCCGCCCGCCUGGCUAAGAAGGCCGAGAAGGCCGCCGAAAAGGGUGACAAGCCUGAGAAAAAGACCGUUGCCUCCAGGUUGUCCUCCAAGGCGAAUUCCAAGAAUCCUUCAACAAACGGCUCGAAAGCCUCGUCAGUUGCCGGUGAUGACGAUCCCCCCAUGCUCGACGAAGAUGAGGAAGAUGCCCCCGCCACAAGCGCCGACAAGAUGGACAAGGUCAAGAAACUGACUGAACAAAUGGACAAGCACGGUCUCUCCGACCGGGUCACAACUGGUGUGCUGGCCUCCCAGGAAGCCAGCCGGGACGUCAAGAUCACUUCCGCCUCUCUAGUGUUCCACGGUAAAGUGCUUAUCACGGAUUCCACCAUCGAAGUCAAUUUUGGCCGCCGAUAUGGUCUGCUUGGAGAGAACGGCUGUGGCAAGUCCACCCUGCUAAAGGCCAUCGAUAAGCGAGAGUUUCCUUUUCCAGAACAUGUAGACAUCUACCUGCUGAAUGAAGGCGCCCCUCCCACUGACCUGGGGGCUCUCGAGUGGGUGAUCAAAGAGGCAGAGAAGGAAGUCAAACGACUCGACGACCUUGCCGAGGAGAUCCUGGAAAAGGAAGGCCCAGAGAGUUCCACACUGCUCGAAAUCUACGAGGCAAGUUCAUAG